UCGUAGCAGAGUCGUAGAAACGAUAACCAGAUCAUUUAGUUAAGCAAGAUGGGAUGCGACGGCGGUACCAUUCCCAGGCGAGAUGAAUUAGUGAGGGUUAAGAAGAAAGCAGAACAGAAAGAUAAAGUUGCUGAGCUGGAUGCUAAAUGGAAACGCUGUGCAAUAUCACAAGAACCCCUGCGGCCACCAAUCAUGGCUUGUGAGCUUGGAAAAUUGUAUAAUAAAGAGUGUGUUUUGGAACUUCUGUUGGAUCGGACCAAAUUUGAAUGUGCAUCCAGCUUCUCUCAUCUCCGAGGAUUUAAGGACCUGAAAGAGCUGAAUCUAACAGAAAAUCCAGCAUAUGAGAAACCGAAGAAUGAGAAGGGAGAUGGCUACAUCGAUACAAAUAUUGCCCCGUAUAUCUGUCCUGUUGUGGGUAUAGAGAUGAAUGGCAAACACAGAUUUUCAGUGUUGUGGAAAUGUGGAUGUGUUUUAUCUGAGAGAGCCAAUAAGGAGGUUAAAGGUCAGAUUUGCCACAAGUGUGGGUCUCCCUACAGCCAGGAGGACAUAGUCAUACUAAAUGGGACACACGAUGAGGUUGAUGAUUUAUACAAACGUAUGGAGGCCAGGAGAUUACAGGCAAAACUGGAAAAGAAAUCUAAAAAAGCGAAGAAACACAAAGCACCAGAGGCUGCUGCUGGAUCAGCUAGCCAAGAGACAGAAUCAGCAUCUUCAAGUAAAAUGUCCAGGAUUGAGUCUGGGACAUCACAGUACAGUUUAACUGAUGGAAAGUCAUCCCACACCUCCAAACUGACCAAUGGAAACAUGGAUUACAAAUCGAGACGUGUAAAUGGAAAAACAGAAGAGGCAAAAAAAACAAAAACUGGUGGCAGUGUUCAAGAUAACCCUAAUGCUAGCAAAGUGUAUAAGUCUUUGUUUACCACAAGUGACUUGGCUAAAAACCAACAAAGUGCACACUGGGUUACAUUUAACCCACAAUAUAAUUAGACACCAACACAUAGAUGGCAACUCUCUACUUUAUAUUCAUGACAAAUUCACAAACAAGGCAGAUUUUAUCAAGGAAUCAAACUUAAAAAAAUAUUCUAUCUUUAGAAGCAUCAUGAUAUAAUUGGUUUUAUUUUAGUUCAUGAAAAGAUUUACUUUUAUUCAUGAAUAUCUAAAACUAAACUAAAAAGAUCUUGCCAUUCCAGUGAAUAUGAUGUAAAAGGUAAUCAGCAAUGCCUUACUGGUUUUUUGGGUACAGUAUAAAUGAAAUAUAUCCAUGCAAUUUAAUCAAGAAAAGAUCAUAGCAAUUUUAUGUACCAAUCAUCACAAUUUUUUCUUUCAUUUAUUUUGUAAAAACAGAAAAAAUAAAAGUUAACAAUCUUU
This is a messenger RNA of Ylistrum balloti, 1368 nucleotides long. RefSeq names its product replication termination factor 2-like. The coding region runs from base 49 to 987 and encodes 312 amino acids. Gene Ontology annotation, cellular component: nucleus. NCBI's taxonomy places the organism in Eukaryota, Metazoa, Mollusca, Bivalvia, Pectinida, Pectinidae. The transcript is spliced from 8 exons. Gene Ontology annotation, biological process: site-specific DNA replication termination at RTS1 barrier; mitotic DNA replication termination. The record is from RefSeq and is a predicted model, not a curated record.